GGGCGGUUGCUGCCAAAGAGGAAGUGAGCUGGGGCAGUAGCGAUGGCCCGGGGCUGGAACUCGGGGCCACCUCCGCCUCCGCCAGCGCACUGGGAGCAGCCGCAGCCGCAGCCGCAGCCGCGGCCGCAGUGGAAGAGGGCGCAGGAGUCGCGGCCGGAGUGGAGGAGGCGCUUGUGAGUUGCCGAGAGUAGCCGGUGCCGGAACACCUCAAACUCUGGGCGGGAGUUCAGGUGGGCUGAUUCUGCUGUCGCCACUCCGCACCGGCGCCCCCUCCCAGGCCUAGACAACAGGGCUGGGGUCUCCCCGGGCGCUGGACUGGCUCCUCUCAGUCUGAGCCCUCCACGCCGAUCUUGGACUUUCUGCAAACUCAGGACGGAAGCUGGAGGACAGUGAGCACCCCCGAUCCGGGCAUUUUCUUGUCGCCCGGACUGUGUCCUGGUUGUAGCAACUGGGUCCCCCCUCCUGCUGCCACCUCUCCAGCUAGGGAGGCACUAGCGCCUUCCCCCUGUCUCGUCUGCGCCCCUCCCUCUCCUCCUAUUCAAGAACAAAUUUGUUAUCCCUCUCCACUGGGAAUCCUGUCUAGGAAGUCUAAAACACCUGUCAUUAGCAGGGCUGAGAAUCAGUCGUUCUUAACUUGGCUUUUUAUCCCCUUUGGGAGAUAAAAGUUGUCCCCUUAACACCCUCGUAACUGACACUUCACACCCAGGACCUUAUUCAUUUGGAUCGCCAGCUCUCUGGCCAUAUCUGUGUGACUUUCCCCCACCCAACUGAGUUCCAGUUUCCCCUGGGCUCCAAUCUCCAGCUUCCAGUAGAUCUGGUUAGUCCCACCCCUGGGUGGGAGUGACCAGGGGGCUCUGGCCCAGGAUCCUCCACCCUGGAAGGCAGCUCCAAGGUAGCAAGAGAAUUAGGCGUCGGAUACGAACCGGGGAGCUCAGGAGUGGGUGCUCCACUCACCCCACACAAGAAGAUGAAAAAGCGUAAAGAGCUCAAUGCAUUGAUUGGCUUAUCUGGAGACGGCCGGAGAAAGAAGCCCAAGAAAGGCUCAGGCCACCGCCUGCUUCGCACUGAGCCUCCUGACUCCGAUUCUGAGUCCAGCUCGGAGGAGGAAGAGGAAUUCGGUGUGGUUGGAAACCGUUCUCACUUUGGCAAGGGAGACUAUUUACGAUGCUGCAAGAUCUGUUAUCCCCUCUGUGCUUUUGUCAUCCUUGCCGCCUGUGUCGUGGCCUGCGUUGGCUUGGUGUGGAUGCAAGUUGCUCUGAAGGAGGAUCUGGAUGCCCUCAAGGAAAAAUUUAGAACAAUGGAAUCUAAUCAGAAAAGUUCAUUUCAAGAAAUUCCCAAACUUAAUGAAGAACUACUCAGCAAACAAAAACAACUUGAGAAGAUCGAAUCUGGAGAGCUGGGCUUGAACAAAAUCUGGAUAAACAUCACAGACAUGAACAAGCAGAUUUCUCUGUUGAAUUCUGCAGUAAACCACCUCAAAGCCAAUGUUAAGUCAGCGGCAGACUUAACUAGCCUGCCUGCCACUGUAGAGGGACUUCAGAAGAGCGUAGCUUCUAUUGGCAGUACUUUAAACAGUGUCCAUCUUGCCGUGGAGGCAAUGCAGAAAACUGUGGACGAACACAAGAAGGCUAUGGAGUUACUACAGAGUAAUAUGAAUCAGCACUCCUUGGAGACCAGGGGAAGCAACCAGAUUAUUCCAUCACCUUCAGCUCCAUCAGAACUUGACAAUAAAACCCACAGUGAGAAUUUGAAACAGGAUAUCCUGUACCUUCACAACUCUUUAGAGGAGGUAAACAGUGCCCUAGUGGGGUACCAGAGACAGAAUGAUCUUAAACUCGAGGGGAUGAAUGAGACAGUCAGUAAUCUUACCCAGAGAGUCAACUUGGUAGAAACAGAUCUGGUUGCUAUGAGCAAGGUAGAAAAGCAAGCAAACCUGUCCUUCAGCAUGAUGCGUGACAGAGCUGCCACUCUAAAAAGAGAGUCUUUGCACCAGGUAACCAGCAGAACAGAUACAGUAAAAACCCAAAGUAUGAAGAAAGAAGAUAGUUCAGAUGCUCAGGUAUCCAAGCUAAGAGAAAAACUACAGCUGAUCAGUGCUCUCGCCAACAAACCUGAAAGCAACAGGCCUCCAGAGACCACCCAUGAAGAGCAAGUACAGAGUGUCACAUCAAAGCCAUCGGCAUUGCCAGAAUUUCCACAGUCUCUUGGAGACCACACUGAGAAAGCUGCCCAGCUAAGACCUGUCUCCCUACCAGGAAUUUCUAGCAUCAAAGAUCUUCAGGAUUUUUUCCAUAAGACUGGCCAGAACAUGGAUGGGAAGCUGACCUACCAGGAAAUUUGGAACUCCUUAGGUUCUGCUGCACCAGCACCAGAGAGUUUGAGAGAGUUUGAUGCUGAUGGAGAUGGAAGAUACUCAUUCCUAGAGCUAAGAGCAGCUUUAGGUGUCUAGCCUCACUGGGCAUAUUUAGAAAUGGAUAUAUACCCUGGGCUACCUAAUAUCUACUCACAACCCUUCUAUUUACCUGUCAGUCCUCCAGUCCUCCAAACUGCUGUAGGAGACACAUUACCACCUUUUAACUUGUUGGGGAAAGUUAUAUAAAUAUUAUUUUUUUAAAAAAGAUCAUUUUACUUAUGAUAUUAGAAAUCUGUGAUUUCCUGAAACCAGUAAGAUCUUAAUUCUAAAAUUGCCAGAAUAAAAGUCCAGCCCUCUUUCUUUCUCUUUCCUUUUUUUUGUAAGGGAAGGAGACCCUAUCUUUUAGAACUGGAAAAUGUGUAUAUAGUAAGAAUAAGCCACCUUUUAUAUUUCACAUAAAUUUGCCUUAAAUUAGCUGCACUUUACACAGGACAGGCUCAGAGAAUGUCUUUUCUUUAAAAGAUAGACUUUUUCUGUUUGUAAAUAUUUAAAAUGAAAGAAAGAAUUCUGCGUAUUUUAUGAGAAGUAGGAGGAAUGGUUUGAAACAAGAUGUGAACAAAAUUACUUAUUAGUAAAAAUUGUUCAUCUGAUCUGGUAGCAGCUAAAACUAGGUCCAUGUCUCCCUCCUCCCGGCAUCUCCUUUAGGUGCUGCCAUGGGAUUUGGUCUGGUGGCUGGAGGAGUAUAUUUAGAGAAUAGAUACUAUGGGGACAGUGUAGACUCCAGGCUCAGGAAAGAAAGAUCUGGCUCUUUGUUUCUGUCCCCUUAGCUAGUCCCGACCUGUGAACCAGAGAAGUUUUAUUGGGGACUUUUCUCAUUUUCAAUCCUGAUUUGGGGUUUAUGAGCAUGAAAGCUACACUUCCUCCCUGAGUGACCUAGAUUAUCUUCCCUCACCCUCAAACUCCAGUCCCCUACUCCAACACACACACACACACACACACACACACACACACACACACACACACAUUCAAGUUUUAAAGCUAUAGCUGACUUCCACCUCUGACACUAUAUCCAUUCUGAAUGGCAGGGCUGAAGUCCUUUGGCCACUGUCUCAGCCUGGCUGCCCAGGAGUUUUAGAGGAGGGCGAUGCCUCUAACUCUGACCCAGGAAAUUCCUUGAGAUUUUACCUGGGAGCUAACCAAGAACUGGAUUUGUUCCUAUGGGGGCUAAGACCAAAAAGGUUGUGAACCUAUUAGGUUUCUUUAUAAUUAUCAGGUCAGAAGUAGAAGCUUUAUGUCCAGAGAAUGCCACAAAAAAAAAAAAAAAUAGCAAACAGGCCUGGAACAUUGGGCUUCACAUGAUGGUAGCAAGAGUUCUCAAAUCGGAACACAGGCAAGUGCAAUACUUUGCCCUUGAAAUGCUUCUGUAGGCCUGGUACUAAAAGACCCUGGACUGGAAGGAAGUAUAUCUCCAUGUCACCUGUGUGUGUGGUGCAUUGUUCUCAGGAGCCUUUGGACAAAA
Molecule: messenger RNA, 3872 nt
Organism: Phyllostomus discolor (pale spear-nosed bat)
Lineage: Eukaryota; Metazoa; Chordata; Mammalia; Chiroptera; Phyllostomidae
Gene: EFCAB14
Product: EF-hand calcium binding domain 14
Exons: 11
Coding region: 968-2449 (493 amino acids)
Molecular function (GO): calcium ion binding
Source: RefSeq, a predicted model, not a curated record